GCUGCCCCAGCCUUGUGACUCUCCAGGCCUUCCGGGGAGGCUGGAUGCAAAACAAGGGGGAGAUGUAAAUCCAAAUGGAGCAGUUGGGAAUCAGAGGCCAGAUAGAGCUGCUAAAACAGCAACAGCCUUGGGGGAAGCUGAUCCGGUUAGGAGCUGGAGAAGCUGAGCCGCAUGUCUUGCUGCUGAAGAAAGAGUGGACGAUUGGAAGGAAAAAAGGUUGUGACUUAUCCUUUCCUGGCAACAAACUGGUGUCCGGGGAUCACUGCAAAAUAACUGUGGAUGAAGAAUCUGGCCAAGUGUUACUGGAGGAUACCAGCACAAAUGGAACAGUGAUUAACAAACAGAAGGUGGUGAAGAAGCAGAGCUGUCUUCUACAGAACGGAGAUGUGAUCUAUGUUGUUUACAGGAAAAAUGAGCCAGAAAACAACGUUGCUUAUCUCUACAAAUCCUUGAGCCCAGAAGAGGACCCAGCUAAUGAGCCAGUAGAAGCCAACAUUGAAAGCACGUGCCAUGCGACCAAAGAUACCUCAAAUACCGGACAAAGCAAUGAUGGGACCUCAACGGCGUCGCCACCGUCAGCUACUCAGCCGCGCUAUGAUGAACCACAGCCAUCCACUUCGACAUCCAACCUCUUUAACUCUGCUUCUACCUCACCCUCUGAGUUCGUGUCUGCUGAGCAGGAUAAUCCCUCAACAUCUGGGUCUUGUGUCUUCGCUCCCGCACCUGUGUUGCCUGCCCUAGAACAGUGUUGUCCAAAAGAAUCUCUUGUGCACAAGCAGCCAAAUGUAAAUGCUGAACCCUCUGAUGUUCCUUCAGAGGUGAAACAGCAAAUAGCAUUGCCGAUGCCUGAGCUUAAAAGCAGGGAUGAAGAGGAAGUCUCCGAGCCUGCUAGGAAGAAAGUAAAAGGAGACGGUGAUGCCACCUCGUACCUCCAGGUGAGUCUCCCCGAUCGACGUGCAAUUAAAACUGGCCCCGAGGACCCAAAGUCAGCCAACGUGAAGCCGGACAAAAUGGAAGAAACGCUCACCUGCAUCAUCUGCCAGGAACUGCUGCAUGACUGCGUCAGUUUGCAACCUUGCAUGCACACCUUCUGUGCCGCUUGCUACUCAGGGUGGAUGGAACGCUCCUCUCUCUGUCCGACGUGCCGCUGUCCGGUGGAGCGCAUUUGUAAAAACCAUAUUCUGAACAACUUGGUGGAAGCGUAUCUCAUCCAGCAUCCAGAUAAGUGCCGCAACGAAGAGGAUGUGCGGAGCAUGGAUGCCCGGAACAAAAUCACUCAAGACAUGCUCCAGCCAAAAGUGAGGAGGUCCUUUUCAGACGAAGAAGGAAGUUCUGAAGAUCUCUUGGAACUCUCGGAUGUCGAUAGUGAAUCCUCAGAUAUUAGCCAGCCCUAUAUCACAUGCAGACAGUGUCCGGGAUCUCGCCGGCCUCCUGCUCAGCCCCUUCUGUCCUCGGGUCAGGAAGGAGAACUGGAGGCAGUGCCGUCAUUGGGGGAUGCACCGUCUACCUCUGCCAACUUUCCAACAGCUGUCCAGGAGUACGUGUGUCCUUCUCAAGGAAGUCACGUGAUCUGUACAUGCUGUUUCCAGCCAAUGCCGGACCGCAGAGCGGAGCGCGAGCAGAAUCCACAUAUCGCCCCUCAGCAAUGUACCGUCUGUCUACAACCCUUUUGUCACUUGUACUGGGGCUGCACUCGAGUGGCGUGUUUCGGCUGCUUGGCACCAUUCUGUGAAAUAAAUCUUGGUGACAAGUGUCUCGAUGGUGUCCUUAACAACAAUCAUUAUGAAUCAGAUAUUUUAAAGGAUUACCUGGCAUCCAGGAAUUUGACAUGGAAAAACAUGUUGAAUGAAAGUCUCCUAGCUCUUCAAAGAGGAGUUUUUGUGUUGUCAGAUUACCGAAUUACUGGAGAAACGGUGCUCUGUUACUGUUGCGGCCUCCGCAGCUUCCGUGAGCUGGCUUAUCAGUACAGGCGGAAUAUUCCUGUUUCUGAAUUGCCAGUGGCUGUGACAUCCCGUCCUGAUUGCUACUGGGGGCGCAACUGCCGGACUCAGGUCAAAGCACACCACGCCAUGAAAUUCAAUCACAUUUGUGAACAGACCCGAUUCAAAAACUGAAGGUGGCUUCGGGGAAACUGAAACGAACCCGGUUCUUUCAACCUGCUAGAAGGGAAAAGAGAGGAAAAGAAGGGGAAAUUAAACUUGAAAAGCUGACUUUGCAGUAAUUGCUCCCUCAUAGCAGGGAGUCAGUAACUUUCUUCCAUCGGGUACUCUGAUGUGGUAUCCUUCAUUUGUAAAGUUUUUCAGGGUAGACCCCCCCCCCCCCGCUUUGUGAAAAAGCAUUGAACAAACCAUUCACUCAUGAUUACAACUGCCCUGGUUCUGUUUCUUCACAUUGUCACAUGACAGCAUCUCUAAAUCAAAGGAUAGUCCCAGCAUUGAGUAAUUAAGGGGGGGGGGUUGGUAGACACCGAGCUUCCCAAUGGUGGGGCACGUGAAAUUGUUGCGACGGAGUGUAGAAGAACUUUGUCCUUCCUUCCCACUCCGGACCUAGCCGGUGUCAUGCAGAACUCUUUUGGCUGUGUCUGCAUGGGUCGUCAUAAGGGGAUUGGUUGCAUGGUAGCCAUCUUCCACCAAUCAGCAUGGCCCGCCCACAAUGGCCAUUGGUAGGUUCUGCAGUUACCAGUGGCAUUGUGAUGAAAGCCGUCCUGCCAUUUUUAGGACAUGCCCUUUUGAGGGUGUCAGUACUUUUUUCCUGUGUCAUGCAGUAGGAGAAACUGGGACCUAUUUUUCCUUUUGUUUUGUUGGGGUUUUUUAAAUGCUCCUCUAGAGUCGUCAUGGCUGCAUGCCUUCC
Gekko japonicus is the source of this 2850-nucleotide messenger RNA. It is a transcript of the gene CHFR, whose product is annotated as checkpoint with forkhead and ring finger domains, E3 ubiquitin protein ligase. Gene Ontology annotation, biological process: ubiquitin-dependent protein catabolic process; protein ubiquitination; mitotic cell cycle checkpoint signaling. The record is from RefSeq and is a predicted model, not a curated record. Gene Ontology annotation, cellular component: nucleus. Gene Ontology annotation, molecular function: ubiquitin-protein transferase activity; protein binding. Bases 75 to 2114 code for a protein of 679 amino acids. The transcript has 18 exons. Lineage: Eukaryota; Metazoa; Chordata; Lepidosauria; Squamata; Gekkonidae.